Thermothelomyces thermophilus ATCC 42464 is the source of this 2470-nucleotide messenger RNA. RefSeq lists its product as uncharacterized. Gene Ontology annotation, cellular component: mitochondrial inner membrane. The record is from RefSeq and is a predicted model, not a curated record. Gene Ontology annotation, biological process: intracellular monoatomic cation homeostasis. Gene Ontology annotation, molecular function: ribosome binding. NCBI's taxonomy places the organism in Eukaryota, Fungi, Ascomycota, Sordariomycetes, Sordariales, Chaetomiaceae. The transcript has 2 exons. The coding region runs from base 439 to 2106 and encodes 555 amino acids.
UGCGCCCCCUUUGGUAACGCUGUUGGCCAACAACUUUUAACUUUAUCUUGAGCAACUGAAUACCGAACUCUUCUUUUCGAGGUCCCAAUAUCUCCCGAUUGGUUCCCCUUCGGCUCUGGUUUUUAAACUGUGGGCGGCCUCGCGAGCCAAAGCAUUUGUGCCACGCAACGUUCUUCCGUUUCCGAAAUUGCCGGAGCAUCCACUGGGCUGGGCUUGCGUCUGCGUUCUGGCUGCGUUGUAGCUACCGCUGGAGCGUAUGUUUGAUUCUCAACGCAGCAUCAUACUCCGUACCAGUGCCAUCAACCCCUCUAGCGCGGUCUUUCCGAUAGCAUAUCGAACUCGAUCGUUCCGAAAAGAGAACCGUCGCUACCGUUUGACGGCCUACCUCUAACACCUUUUUUUUUUUUUUUUUUACCCUUUUAAUCCCUAGCAACCGUGAUGAGCGCCUCUACAAGAGUUGCGCGCCGGGCGCUGGUCGUCAAUCCGUUCUCAGGAACCGGCCGCGCUCUACCGAGGUCUGCACUGCCUGCUGCAUCAAUCUACUUGGCCCGCAAUGCUCAGAAUCUGGGGCCGGCCUCUGCCCUGCUCAUUCCGAUUCGGACCUUGACGACCUCGAGUACAACGACUCAUGGCCCUCCUGGUGUCCCGCCGCCGGGCUUCAAUCCGGAGGAGGCUAAGAAGCCCCUCCCCAGGGAGCCUGCCAGCGCCACGAAGCCGACGGCGAAGGUCCCUGAGAAGGCCAAGACGGAGGUGAAGACCGAGGAAGCCAAGCAAGCAUCCGCGGAUUCGGAUGCCUCGCUCACACCGUUGGCCGCCGAGAAGGAGGACGCGGUGGACAAGUCGGAGGGCAAGAAAGAGGAGAAGAAGCUGACGCUCGGGCAAAAGAUCAAGAAGGAGGCUCAGCAUUACUGGGACGGCACCAAACUGCUGGCAGCCGAAGUCAAGAUCAGCUCGCGCCUCGCGCUCAAGAUGGCUGCGGGAUACGAGCUUACCCGGAGGGAGAACCGUCAGCUCAAGCGCACCGUUCAAGACCUCGCCCGGCUGGUACCUUUCUCCGUCUUCGUCAUCGUUCCGUUUGCCGAGCUCCUGCUUCCCGUUGCCCUCAAGAUGUUCCCCAACAUGCUGCCCAGCACCUACGAAGGCCAAAAGUCAAAGGACAAGAAGGCCUCGACGCUGCGGGCGACGCGCAAGGAGGUUAGCGACUUCCUCCGUCAGACCCUCAAGGAAACCGGCCUUCCCUUGACCCAGGCGACGGCGCAGAAGGAGGAGUUUACCAACUUCUUCCGCAAGGUCCGCUCCACGGGCGAGAAGCCCACGGCCGAGGACGUCAUCAAGGUGUGCAAGGUCUUCAAGGACGACGUCACGCUCGACAACCUCUCGCGGCCACAGCUCGUGUCCAUGUGCCGCUAUCUCAACCUCAACACGUUUGGUACCGAUAUGAUGCUCCGGUACCAGAUCCGCCACCGCAUGCGGCAGAUCAAGCGGGACGACCGCGCCAUCAGCUAUGAAGGCGUCGACAGCCUCUCGGUUGCCGAGUUGCAGGUGGCCUGCGCCAGCCGCGGCAUCAAGAGCUACGGGGUGUCGCCUGCCAGGCUCCGUGAGGACCUGCAGACUUGGCUCGACCUGCGGCUGCGCGACGGGGUCCCGUCGACCCUGCUGGUGCUGAGCAAUGCCUACAUGUACGGCCAGACGCAGACCGAGGAGGGCAUGUCUAGCCAGAUCGAAGCACUGACGGGUGUGCUGUCAUCCAUCCCCGAGGAGCUCUUCCACGAGAUUGAGCUCGAAGUGCACAAUGCCGAGGGGGCUGCGACCAACAAGCAACGCCUUGAAGUGCUCAAGGAGCAGCAGGAGCUCAUCGACGAGGAGCUCGAGCAGAAUCAGGAGAACCAGGCGACCGGCUUCGCCACGCCGCGGGACACCGAGAACAUUGAUGACAAAGAGGAGCGGCAUGCACACGCCGAGGCGGACCCCACCAUCGAGAAGGCGCAGGUCGGCGAGGCGGUGGAUGCCGAGAAGGACAUGCUCGACGCUGCCAGGAUAGAGCAGCAACAGCAGCAACAGCAGCAGCAGCGUGAGGCGGCCCAACCCAAGUCCGGCGACAAAUGAAAAAGGCCCCCGUGUACCAUAGAUUCUUGACCAAGGGCGCCUGCCGUCGUUGUUUUUUUCCCUUCGUAUGUCAUGUUUUAAGUAGGCACAUGGCAGCGGCGAGAGCAUCUUGUACACGAUAGACACACAGCAACGAAGCUGCCAAGGCUAGGGCUGGAGUUGGGGUCUUGUUUUUUUUUUUUUUUUCUUUUCUUCUUUGAUGGGUUGUCUCAUUUGUGAAAGGGCGGGAGUAUAUAGACCUCUUCUCAUCUAGAUACCGUGGAUAGCGCCAACUCUAUCUCAACAUGUAAAUGACCGGAGUCCAACUCUCCGAUGCUGACAUCUGACAUGCUGACAUGGUGACGAAUGUUUGCGACAUUAUGAA